CAGGAUGACUUUGCUCUUGGGUCCUCCCAGUGCGGGCAAAACUACGCUCCUUCUAGCACUCGCCGGCAAAUUGGACAAGUCACUCAAGGUUUCGGGUCGCGUCACCUACAAUGGCUCCGAUAUGACAGAGUUUGUGCCGCAGAGAACGUCAGCGUACAUUAGCCAGCAUGACUUGCAUAUGGGAGAAUUGACAGUGAGAGAAACCUUUGAUUUUUCUUCGAGGUGUCAAGGAGUUGGAAGCAGCCAUGAAAUGGUUAUGGAGUUGGCUAGAAGAGAAAAGAAUGCCAAGAUCAAACCAGACCUUGAUAUUGAUGCUUACAUGAAGGCUUCUGCCAUCCAAGGCCAGGAAACCACUAUUGUCACGGAUUACAUCCUGAAGAUCCUCGGAUUGGACAUUUGUGCUGAUACACUAGUUGGCGAUGCAAUGCGUAGAGGAAUCUCUGGUGGACAAAAGAAGCGUGUUACUACUGGUGAGAUGCUAGUUGGGCCAGCCAAAUCUCUUUUCAUGGACGAGAUAUCGACUGGUCUCGACACCUCCACCACGUACCAAAUUAUAAAAAGUUUGAGGCAUACGGUUCAUGUGUUGGAUGCUACGGUGGUUGUGUCCUUGCUACAACCAGCGCCAGAAACUUACGAGCUCUUCGACGACUUGAUCCUCCUGGCCGAAGGCCAGAUUGUUUAUCAGGGUCCACGGGAGCUUGUGCUCGAUUUCUUCAUCUCCCAGGGAUUCAAGUGUCCUGCAAGGAAAGGAGUCGCAGAUUUCCUACAAGAAGUAACGUCGAGAAAAGAUCAGGAGCAGUACUGGGCCGUCGAGGACAAGCCUUACGAAUACGUGUCCGUGGAUAAAUUCGUACGCGCAUUCGAGGGAUUUCAUGUUGGUCAGAAUUUAGCCGAGGAGCUUUCGACGCCUUUUGACACGACUAAAUCUCAUCCAGCGGCACUUGUGACGAAGAAAUACGGCCUCGGCAAGUGGGACAUUUUCAAAGCAGUAAUGGCAAGGCAAGUGCUUCUGAUGAAAAGGGACGCUUUUGUCUACGUCUUCAAGUGUACACAGCUCUUUAUCACGGCCUUGAUCACUAUGACCGUUUUCCUACGGACACACAUUCAGUCCAACAGCACCGAUGAUGCGGAACUUUACAUGGGAGCCUUGUUUUUUGCCCUGGCUACGAUCAUGUUCAGUGGUUUUGUGGAGCUUUCCAUGACGAUCCAACGCCUUCCGGUGUUUUUCAAGCAACGAGACCAAAUGCUGUUUCCUGCCUGGGCAUAUUCAAUCGCGACAGUAAUUACGAGGCUUCCGCUCUCGCUUUUGGAAACAGCAAUGUUUGUGUUCAUGACAUACUACGUGAUUGGUUUCGCUCCUAGCGUUUCAAGACUCUUUCGCCAGUAUCUAAUUAUAUUCUUGGUCCAUCAGAUGGCCGGAGGACUCUUCCGGUUUAUUGCUGCGCUCUCACAGAAGAUGGUUGUAGCAAACACUUUUGGGUCGUUUGCUCUGUUGGUCAUCUUUUCGCUGGGUGGCUUUGUUCUCUCCAGAGAUAGCAUUCAUGCUUGGUGGAUCUGGGGGUACUGGUCGUCUCCAAUGAUGUAUGGGCAAAACGCUCUCGCUGUUAAUGAGUUUAGUGCAUCAAGGUGGCAACAGACUGAAGGGAACUCCACAGAUGGAAGAAACUUCCUAGAGUCACGAGGACUUUUUUCUGAUGAUUACUGGUACUGGAUUGGAGCUGGUGCUGAGCUUGGCUACGUCAUCCUUUUUAAUGUUGGUUUCACUUUGGCCUUGACCUAUCUCCGCGCUCCCAGUAAAUCUAAUCAAGCGAUAGUCUCGGUCACAGGACACAAGAAUCAGUCUAAGGUUUAUGACUCGGCUACUGAGCUCGAGCUAAGCAAACAAGCUGACACCAAGAAAACUGGAAUGGUUCUUCCUUUCAAGCCACUGGCGUUGGCCUUCAGCAACGUCAAGUAUUACGUAGACAUGCCUCCGGAGAUGCUAAAAGAAGGCGUGGACGAGAGCAGACUCCAGCUUCUUCACGACAUAAGCAGCAGCUUCAGGCCUGGAGUUCUUACGGCUCUGAUGGGCGUGAGUGGAGCUGGGAAAACUACUCUGAUGGACGUUUUGGCUGGACGUAAAACCGGUGGCUACAUCGAGGGUGAGAUCUCCAUCUCGGGAUUUCCAAAGAAGCAGGAAACGUUUACUAGAGUCUCUGGCUAUUGCGAGCAAAACGAUAUCCACUCACCAAACGUGACUGUCUACGAAUCGCUCGUCUUUUCGGCUUGGCUUCGACUGUCCGAGGAUGUAUCCAAGGGGACUAGACUGAUGUUUGUGGAGGAGAUAAUGGAGCUUGUGGAGCUCACUCCUAUUCGAGAUGCCAUCGUUGGUCGCCCUGGAAUGGACGGGCUCUCCACCGAGCAGCGAAAGAGACUGACAGUAGGAGUAGAACUCGUUGCGAAUCCAUCCAUCAUUUUUAUGGACGAGCCAACCUCGGGUCUGGAUGCUCGGGCCGCUGCAAUCGUCAUGAGAACCGUACGUAAUACCGUGAACACGGGACGCACCGUCGUUUGUACCAUUCACCAGCCGAGCAUUGACAUCUUCGAAUCCUUUGAUGAGGUAAGAUCUUUUGAUCAACAGAGACUGUUGCUCAUGCAACGAGGAGGGCGAGUGAUUUACUCUGGUCCUCUUGGAAAUCAUUCGAGCAGACUCAUCGACUACUUUGAAGCUGUUCCUGGUGUUCCUUGUAUCCCUGACGGAUACAAUCCGGCAACUUGGAUGCUCGAGGUUACGAAUCCGGACGUAGAACACCGGCUGAAUGUCGACUACUCUGAGAUCUACAAGUCGUCAACUCUCUACCAGCACAACCAAGCUGUGAUUGCUGAUCUACGCACACCUCCUCCAGGCUCGGUCGACUUGUCUUUCCCUUCGCAAUUUCCUCUCUCGUUUGGGGGACAAGUAGUGGCCUGCUUGUGGAAGCAGCAUCGAUCUUACUGGAAGAAUCCUUACUAUGUUUUGGGACGCCUGUUCUUCACGCUCACUGCUGCUCUCAUGUUUGGCACCAUGUUUUGGGACAUUGGCUCGCAAAGAGAAAGGCAGCAAGACUUGUUCAAUCUCAUGGGAUCCAUGUUUUCGGCCGUGUAUUUCAUUGGAGUUUGCAACGCAGUGGGAGUUCAACCGGUUGUUUCAGUGGAGCGAGCUGUUUACUAUCGAGAGAAAGCCGCUGGAAUGUACUCCGCUCUCCCUUACGCCUUUGCUCAGGUGAUUAUCGAGCUCUUCUACGUUUUGGUUCAGGCAGUUUCAUACGCGGCCAUUGUCUACUCGAUGAUGAAACUCGAGUGGUCGGCCGCAAAGUUUCUGUGGUUCGUCUUCUUCUCCUACUUCUCCUUCCUCUUCUUCACGCUCUACGGGAUGAUGGCCGUGGCAAUCACGCCCAACGAGAGGGUGGCGGCCAUUUGUUCGACGGGAUUCUACGCAGUGUGGAACCUCUUCGCGGGUUUUCUCAUCCCUCGACCGAGCAUGCCAAUUUGGUGGAGAUGGUGCUACUGGCUUUCGCCACCCGCGUGGACGCUGUAUGGAAUCAUCACUUCUCAGCUCGGGGAUAUUACUGCGCCACUGAGGCUCACAGACGAGACGAGGCAGCCAGUGCCAGUGCAAGAGUUUUUGAGAGACUACUUCGGCUACGAGCACGAUUUCCUGGGUGUGGUCGCAGGCGUGCAUGUUGCGCUCGUCGUCACAAUCGCGAUCGUCUUCGGCCUGUGCAUCAAGUUCUUGAACUUCCAGAGACGAUGA
Molecule: messenger RNA, 3772 nt
Organism: Selaginella moellendorffii
Lineage: Eukaryota; Viridiplantae; Streptophyta; Lycopodiopsida; Selaginellales; Selaginellaceae
Product: ABC transporter G family member 37
Exons: 20
Coding region: 5-3772 (1255 amino acids)
Cellular component (GO): membrane
Molecular function (GO): ABC-type transporter activity; ATP binding; ATP hydrolysis activity
Source: RefSeq, a predicted model, not a curated record